Messenger RNA from Nerophis lumbriciformis (worm pipefish), 4021 nucleotides. RefSeq names its product serine/threonine-protein kinase 36-like. The record is from RefSeq and is a predicted model, not a curated record. Gene Ontology annotation, cellular component: cytoplasm. NCBI's taxonomy places the organism in Eukaryota, Metazoa, Chordata, Actinopteri, Syngnathiformes, Syngnathidae. Gene Ontology annotation, molecular function: ATP binding; protein kinase activity. Gene Ontology annotation, biological process: protein phosphorylation; smoothened signaling pathway.
GUAAAUAGUUGCUCUACUUGUCCUUCAUACAGUAUGUCUUCCUACACAACACAUACCUCCUGAAACAUUAACAUGGAUUCCUACCAUGUGUUGGCGCCCGUGGGGCAAGGAUCAUUUGGUCGAGUUCAUAAAGGAAUGAAGAAGUUUACAGGCCAGGUGGUGGCUCUGAAGUUCAUGCCGAAGAUGGGGCGCUCAAAUAAAGAGCUGCAAAGUCUAAAGAAGGAAAUUGACAUCAUGACAAACCUUCAACAUCCAAACAUUGUGAAACUUUUUGACAGCUUUGAAACAGAAACAGAGGUGGUUGUUGUGACCGAGUACGCUGAGGGUCAGUUGUUUCAGAUCAUUGAGGAUGAUGGCAGUUUACCAGAAAGUCAGGUUCGUGAGAUUGCCUGCCAGCUGGUGUCAGCUCUGUAUUAUUUGCACUCUCGUCGUAUUCUUCAUCGAGACAUGAAACCACAAAAUAUCCUCUUUGAUAAAAAUGGAGUGGUCAAACUGUGUGACUUUGGGUUUGCAAGGGCAAUGAGUGUGUCCACCAUGGUUCUGACUUCUAUCAAGGGAACACCACUAUACAUGUCCCCUGAAUUAGUGGCAGAGAUGCCUUACGACCACACUGCAGAUCUCUGGGCACUAGGCUGCAUUCUCUAUGAAAUCCACACAGGGACGCCUCCAUUUUGUGCCGAUUCCAUCUUCCACUUGGGGCAGCUUAUUGUGAGACGCCCAAUCAUGUGGCCAGACAAGAUGAGCAGCUCAUGCAUGAGUUUCCUGAAAGGUUUGUUGACCAAGGACCCUCAGAAGCGACUGUCAUGGCCGGACCUCCUGCAUCAUCCUUUUGUUGCUGAUGGUGUUCAAGCAGUGAUGCCAGACACGAGUGACAUUUCCAGUCCUCUGACAGUCACGCUCGACCCCGAGAUGCUGGCACUGAAACUGAAACAAAUGGCAGAAAAGACACCGACAGAUUCAGGAGAGCGCAGAAUAUUUAGAAAGAUCAGAGAGCAACGAAACAAAAGCAAAAUGAAGAAAGAAAAGAAUGAAAGGUUAUCUGAACGUAUCCGUGGAGAGGAAGUAGUGCUUAUUAAAGAUACGUCCUUUCCUAUAGAUUUUUUCUCUGCAUAUUCACCUUUGACAUCAGCUCCUUUAAGCUGUGAGCCAAUGAACCACACAGUAGUUACAUCAAGUCACCAAGAGAGAGGUGUGAUCAGCCAGGAUUAUGAACGAGAGUUUCCUUCAGUGGAGGUUGGGCCACGACUUCAGCGAAGGAGAAGCAAAAAGGACACUGAAGUCAGCGAGAAUACACUGACCUCCAUAACGGUUGACAGUGAGGUUUUCUUGGAGACGCUUGUUCAAGAAUCAGAUCCGAGCGGAAAACAAAAAGAAGCGUUAAACUACAGCAGCAUUGUAGCUGAAUUAAAAUACAGCAUCAUGGCGUUUAAGCAGCAGCUGAGUGAAGGUGAGCAAAAAAACGUAUGGUACAUUCGCCAUCCGCUGAAGGUCCUGCAGAACCUGAUUCUGACCACUGACUUUAACGACAAGAGGAACCACCUUCACCGUGAACUUGGACUGCCUCAUCUCCUCUUUGAUUUAAUUCAAGACUCUGUGGGAAACUCCCGUUUCAUUCAGCAAGCGUGGAGUCUGCAAGCACUUGGGGAAAUGAUUGUUGUUCUACUGAUCUACUGGCAGAAGAACCAUGACUGGUUGAAAGGAGAAAAGAGACCUGAAGAGUUCAUCAAGCCCUUCUUAACGAUCCUUAAUCAAGCAGACCUCAAUCCUUUAGCGCCUCUGGCUGGCUGCGUUUUAUCUCUCUUUACUCGACACAAGGUUGUUGUCAACAUUGAUGUGGACAGGCUCAGCUUCUUGCUGAAAGAACUUGUCUGUGGCUCUCAUCAGCUCCUGCUUUCUCUCCCGCCUGGAUGGGGACUCUGUGAUGGCCUCCUAUCUCUACUUCUGCACACACUCUCCAAGCAUGGAGACGACUGGGGGUCCUCAUGUUUGGAUCCAUGUACAUUUUAUUAUCUCUGGAAAAGGACUGGCACCUCAUUAGCCUGGACGACGCCAGACACGGACUUCUGUUCCACAAACGGGUUGUACUUUCUCAUGUCUGCCACACUCUUCUUCUUCUGCAAGGAUCCAUACUCAUAUAUAAUUCUGUUUUCUGAGAGCAGAUCAACAUUUGUAUACACUCUCGGCUGGCUGCUGAGCUCUGAAUGUCUUCCUUUGUUUGCUGAAGGCAAUCCUGUGAAAUUCAAGGAGGUUUUGAGUCACAAGAGUUUUAUUGAGCUGGGUUGCCAGUUUCUUUGCCUUCCAUUUGCUUUGGACCUGAAUUCACUCAUCAGUUCCAGGAUACUGCAGUUAUAUGACAGCUGUGGAGUUGUUAAAGGGCUCUUGCAGGUGAUUGAAACUCUUCCUCUCUCAUCAGUAGAGGUGCCACUCUCACUACUACGCCGCCUGCUGCUGUGCGAUCGUCAACGUUGUGUUUCCCGCCUCUGUAAAACUUCCUGUGGCUUUUUCUCCACACCAGCAGUCACUACAUCGGGUCAGCAGAUGCCGACCAGAACCGCAAGUUCUCUGCUCUCUGAUCUGCUGCUGCUGGAUGAGCUGGGUGACUCUGCGGUAGAGCUCCUGUCUCUGUUAUACCUCAUCACGCGUUUCUGCCCUCGUCCCGAUCGCUUCAAGCUUCACCUAGAACCCACAGUGCUGCACCGGGCCCUGGCUCACGCUUACGAUCCGAUCAGGGCUGCCGUAUGCAAAGUUUUAGGAAAUGUGUUCCCAUUCCGGUCUUCCACACUGCCCAAUUUACAACCGAACAUUUUUAAAAGCAUGGUAGACCUUCUUGAAGAUGUUAGCGUGCAUGUGCGGCGUGCAGCUUGCUUGGCAGUUGGUAAAUGGUUGGGUUAUAUUGCAAUGGAGGCUGGGUUCAGCACCAGUACACAAAAUGGAAAUGUAGGCAACACUAAAAAGCCAUUAAAAGUCAAGGACAAUGAUGCAAACAAAGAUUUAAGCAAUGAAACAGAGGUUGCCAUGGUGACAAGGAAUGGAUCAGAUGAUGGCAAGAUGAGAAAAUGGCUAAAAGAAGCCAGAAUGACGGGGGCCAAACUGGCAUCACUGACCUCCGACCCUGAUGUCCACACUCGUUUCAAUGCCUGUGCAGCUCUGAGAAACCUGGUGCAUGUUCAUGGCGCUGUGCCAGAGCUGAUGGAAGAGAAUGUGUCUAGAUUACUUCACAGAGCUGCAAGCACAGAUACCCACAAUGCAGUGAGAGACGCUGCAAUAAGCACUUUAAGCUUGUGCAGUCAGCAGGAUGCCAUUCCACAGGUAGUGAAUUAAACCAAGCGGUGGUCGUCUUUGGUCACAAAAGCUGCAAGUAAAUGGUUCAGUUUACCUUAUGUUCUCUGUUAAGAUACAUCACUUACUAUUAUUUCUUUCUGGAUGAUUGCUUACAUUUUAAAGUAUUUGAUGAUCCCUCAAUGCAAGAAAGAAAAUAUUCAGGCUUUCCAUUUCCAUCAUGCACACUCGCUGCACAAGUAUUGUUUGCUGCAUUGUGACAUCUGUUUUUAUAAAAAUCAAAAACUUGGCAAUAUAUUUUGUACCGUACCAUAUCUUAAUUAGCCUACAAUUUAUAGUGGACAAUAUAAGCAAUAUGUCUACACUAACACAAUAGAACUUAAUUGUAACAGAUUAUAUUUUUGACAUAAUUGAUGGAGAGAGGCACAUAGUGACACAAUGAAUAUAUGUAAUGUAUUUUGGUGUAUCUAUGAAGUAGGCACCUCCAGCUAUAGGAGCCAAUAGUGUGUCUAUAUUUUAAACAAUAUAAGCAAUUAGUCUACACCAGGGGUGUACAAACGUUUUAUAGCAAGGGCCGCAUUUGGUAAAAUAGGAUGCGGAGGCCACAUUUAUGUAUUUGUACAUUAUAGUUGCUAAAAGCAAAAUGUACAUAACCCAAAAGCAGUAAAGUUGGCAUGUUGUGUAAAUUGUAAAUAAAAACAGAAUACAAUAAUUUGCAAAUCCUUUUCAACCUAUAUUCAAU